AUGACUAUUAUUCUACAGCGCUUUGUCAUUUCCUUUACCCUUCUUUCUGUUGAUUUUUUUUUCAUUUCUGUUUUUUAUUUCUGUCUUUCACCGUACUCUCUCUCUCUCUCUCUCCCGCACACACACUCGCUCUCUCUAAUUGUCUCUAAUUUUUUUUCACUCAUUCUUCUUUUUGUUUACUCUUUCUUUUCCCUUCUGUUUUCUUUUUAUUUGGUUUUAUUGUUGUUGUUUUCCUUUUUUAGUUUUCUUGUCCUUCCUUCGUUUCUUUCUUUCUUUUUUCUUUCUUUCUUUCUUAAUCGCAUUCACUUUAUUUUAUUUGUUUUUUCUAUUUCCUUCUCUUUUUUUUUUUUUUUUUUUUUAAUAAUGUAUUUGCCUACUUUUUCUCCAUUUUUCUUUCUUAUAUUUCGCCGUUUCUUUCAUUUUUCCUUUUUGGUCUUUAUAAUGUUAUCUUUCUAUCUCAUGGCAGUUUUUCUUUCUUUUUUGUCAUAUUUUGUCACUCUCUACCAUUUUAACGUUCAAGUUUUCUUUCUCAUUCUUUCGUUGUUGUUUUUUUCUUUUUGUUUUGUGAUUUUUUUUUUGUUUUUUUUUUUAACACUCAGUUUUUCAGUUUCCCAAUUUUGUCUUUCUUUAGUUUUCUAUUUUUCCUUCUUUCCAAUUCUCUUACAUUUUUUCUUUCACUGUUCUUCAUCUCUACUUUCCUUUAAAUAUUUCUUUUCUUUUUUCCUUUACAUCCCUGUCUUUUUUAUUCAAUCUUUUUUCCUUCAAUCUUUACGAUUUUGCUACUUUUUUCUUUGCUAUCUCUACUUCCUUCUCUCCUACUCUCUCUAUUUGUGGAUAUGGGAAGAGUGCUUCAUUUCACGUUUUCCUUCAAGUAGAUUAUUUGCUUUUUAUUUCUUCCUUUUGUUUUCAAGUUCGAGAUGCGACACUAGUUUUUCUUUUCUUUUCUUUCUUUAG
Molecule: messenger RNA, 954 nt
Organism: Acanthosepion pharaonis
Lineage: Eukaryota; Metazoa; Mollusca; Cephalopoda; Sepiida; Sepiidae
Source: the annotation of a GenBank genome assembly